This is a messenger RNA of Schistocerca piceifrons (Central American locust), 1536 nucleotides long. Its product is annotated as 52 kDa repressor of the inhibitor of the protein kinase-like. Bases 1 to 1536 code for a protein of 511 amino acids. The transcript has 4 exons. The record is from RefSeq and is a predicted model, not a curated record. Lineage: Eukaryota; Metazoa; Arthropoda; Insecta; Orthoptera; Acrididae.
AUGCAUGGUAAUCAUCAUGGUACAUUCAUAAGCCGCGCAUUCACAAAUUUCAAGAAGUUCCAUGAAUGUGCAAAAAUGCAUAUGAAUUUUGAGUGGCAUAAAGAUGCGAUAGAAAAGUCAAAUAAUUUCAUUAGUGUUGUGACAAACAAAACUAAAAGUGUGGAAGAACUCACCAAUGAGAAUCUUCUGAAAUUAGUACAAACUAAUCGUGCAAAGUUAAAAUCAAUUGUUUCUUGUGUAUUGUUUUGUGCAUUACAUGACUUACCUUUAAGAGGAGAAACAAAUUCAAAUGCUGCAUUUGAUGAUUUGUUACAAUUUAGAUUAGAGUCAGGUGACAAAACACUGUGGAAACGUUUUGACUUUGGCAGACAAAUGGAUAUUGCAGGCACAGAACAACUUUAUCUUUCUGCGCAUUAUUUUGACCAUGCAACUAAUGUUGUCAGAGAAGACUUCCUUGGAUUUACACCAUUAGCAAGGUUAGAUGUAAAACAUAUCUCCAACACAAUAAUAUCUACUUUAUCUGCUUGGGGUUUAAAUCUAGAUAAAAUGGUAGGACAAGGCUACGAUAGGUGCAGUACGAUGGCCGGUAAAAUUGGCAGAGUACAGAAGAUAAUUGCUGAGAAAUAUCCCAAGGCUCGCUUCUAUCGUUGUGCUAGCCAUAGACUUAAUUUAGUUGUGAAUGAUUUGAACACCUUACCAGAGGUUAGAAAUGCCAUUGGUACUUUCAAAGAAGGAAUUUCUUUUUUCCGGGGGAGCACGCAAAGGAAAGUCCUAGUUGGGAACCUUCAAAAACUGUGUGAGACAUGCUGGUCUGAGAAGCAUAAGUCUAUGAGGAAAUUUAAUGAUAAGUUUUUAGAAAUUGUUGAAGCAUUAGCAAUUUUACAUAAAGAAGGAGAUCGUGAAACUAGUCAGAAAGUCUGGCAACUUUACUGCACACUUACUUCUCCAACAUUUAUUCUUACAUUAAAAGUCAUAGCAAAAUAUUCAGCCAAACUAGAACCUGUGACCAAUAUCCUACAAUCAGUAAACAUUAACUUGUUAGUAGUUUCAGAAUACAUUCAAGGAACUGUAAAAAUGUUAUUGGAUGACAGAGAAAAUGCGGAAGCCGAAUUUGAAAUGAUAAUGAAAAGUGCUGAAAGCAACUAUAGUGCACUUGGAAUAGAUGUCACUGUCCAGUCCUUGCAAGAACGGUUUUCAGAAGAUAACAAGGCAUCUUUUGAGAUUUUCUGCUUGCAUCCAAAGGUAAUGAAAUCCCAAAGCAACCUAGAUAUGAAAAGGAUAAUUGAAAAUGUCAAAAGAUUUUAUGGCGAUCUUUUAGAUAACUUUACUGAAGAAGCACGGACAUGGAUCAGUAUGUGGAAAUGCAAUAAAGUAACUGAAGGAGAUAUUGCUCAAUUAAGCCUGACUGAUCUACUAGACAAAGCCAAAUUCAUACCCGCCGUAGCUUCAGCCUUUAAGAUAGCCCUUAGCUUACUGGCAAGCACCUGCUCUGCGGAAAGAUCGUUCAGAGUAAUUGAAGAGGGUUACACUGUUUGA